UAAAUCCAAUAUGGCGUCGUCCGGUUAAGCAGUUAGCCGACUCCAGGCACUUUUUAAAAAAAUAAUGUGGUUUUAAGUGCACAUUAAAGUUACUUACCGGCGUCCUAACGGAGAUACAGGUUCGUAGACAACGUGAAGCUGUUUUAAAGUCAGUAAACGUUGUGUUUUUGUUUAAAUAAUGACCGUUUCUUACCGGGACGUCGCCGUGCUAACGCGGUUAGCUCGCCGCUAGCUCGGGAGGCUCCGUGAGAACCAUGACCGAGGCGGAGGAGCUGCGGCCCGUCCCCCGGGAGAGAGCCAUCCUGGAGAGCUUCUUCACGCAGCUCGGCAUGUUCUCCUUCGACCGGGCCAAAGACUACGUGGAGAAAGAGAAGGACAACAGCAAGAGCGCCGGCGCCAUCUGGGCCGCGCUGCUGGCCGCUCUGGCUCAUCUGUCCGCCGCAGAGAAAGCUUAUCACCACCUCACCUUCCUCGGACAGAAGAUGGGCGGUCAGUCCUUCUUCAGCCGUAAAGACUCCAUCCGAACCAUCUACACCUCGCUGUUCAACGAGCUCAGGAAGGUGGUGACGAUGGGGCGCCACAGCCAGCCGGGCUCCGCCUCCUACCUGGAGGACCUGCUGUCGCACCUGUCGGAGCAGCUCUGCCACUUCACGCAGGCCCGCAUGGAGAUGGCCGACCUGUACGAGAAGAUGCACUCGCUGGGCAGCCAGAAGAGCAUCAACUCGGAGGAGCUGGUCACCACGCUGGAGGCGGUCCUGCACAAAUACAGCACCAAGUUCCACCACCCCAUCCUGGGCCGCGUGGAGGAGGGCUUCCAGACGGAGGUGGACGUGGUGACCCAGUUACUGCGCUGCCAGGCGCAGGUAUCCGAGUGGAGCUUCCUGCCGGCUCUGCUCAGCCUGCACGGCGCCAACUCCAAGCUCACCGCCUGGGGUCAGCUGUUCCAGCGGCAGAAAGAGACCCGCAAGCAUCUGUUCGGAGGUCAGUCCCAGAAGGCCGUGCAGCCUCCGCACCUGUACGUGUGGCUGCAGCGCUUCCAGGCGGUGCUCCUCGCCAAGUUCAGCUUCUACUUCCACGAAGCGCUGAGCCGGCAGACGCCGCCGGCCGACAUGAGAGCCCUCACCGCCCGCACGGCGCCGGACUACCACGGCAAGAUCUGCUCCUUCAUUCGCAAACACGACGCCAGCAACGUGUCUCUGGUGUUCGACAACCGCGGCUCAGAAAGCUUCCAGGGCCACGGCUACCACCACCCGCACUCGUACCGGGAAGCACCGAAGGGCGUGGAGCAGUUCCCCGCCGUGGUGUCCCUGCCGUCGGGAGAGCGGCCGCUCACGCACUGGCCAAACGUCAUCAUGAUGAUGGGAGACCGCGCCGCCGAGCUCAACACUCUGGACAAGGUGGUGCACUUCUACGACGACAAGGUCCAGAGCACGUACUACCUGACGCGGCCCGAGCCGCACUUCACGCUGGUGGUGAUCUUCGAUGGCAGGAAGUCGGAGAAGGAUCUGCACAUCGCCGCCUUCCUGCAGGAGAUCUCGGGCUCGCUGCGAAACUCGAAACCCUUCAGCACCCUGAAGCCGGGGUCAAAGGGCUGAGCUACACGCUAACAGGCAAUGAUGGAACUGAUUGGUUUCCUGUGGUCCAACCUGAAGUCCUUUUAAUGUUGCUUUGACUUCAGACAAAACUAUAAAAAAGUUCCAGACCAAAGAAACGACCACCAACUCAACCACGCUGUGAAUUUGUUUUAGGCUACGACGGGACGACAAGAAUCACGCUGCUAGCGCUUAAAAAAAACGUUUUGUUUAUUUAAAAUGUAUUAAGCGUUUUAAUUAUUUUGCAUCAAUUACUGUUUUAACAUGUUUCCUUUUUACUUUUAAAAGCUCAUAUUUACUGUGCUUGAUACAAUUUAAAUAAAGCCUUUGAGAUGA
Molecule: messenger RNA, 1928 nt
Organism: Dicentrarchus labrax (European seabass)
Lineage: Eukaryota; Metazoa; Chordata; Actinopteri; Moronidae
Gene: kics2
Product: KICSTOR subunit 2
Exons: 3
Coding region: 255-1595 (446 amino acids)
Biological process (GO): cellular response to amino acid starvation; negative regulation of TORC1 signaling; protein localization to lysosome
Cellular component (GO): KICSTOR complex
Source: RefSeq, a predicted model, not a curated record